AUGACCCAUCUGGUAGACCCCAGUGGUGGACCAGCUGCGCCCGGUGUGUCUGUGCGCAUGUUUGUGUUUCCGGUACCCGCUGCUGGUGGUCAGGGUUAUGAUUGGCUGAAUGAAGGCAAACAAGCCCGAAACAGUGCUGUAGCAAUCUACCCUCCAGACUCUGUCGUCUCCCCUCUGAUAGCAAACCUGCUUGGUUGGUUUUCAUCUGCGCCUGAGCUGUUCAUUCCACCUUUAGCGUUUCCUUUGAAUUAUUAAGCCGGCUUUGUUGGGUAAAUUGUCCUGCCCACAGCAGAAGUUCGUUUGUUUGCUAAGAUGGUUUUUUUUGAGUGAUUCUCCCUCUGCCCACCGUUUUCCUUGUGAAAAUGCAGAGUGGAUUAUAGCCUAUAUGAUACUUAAGCCUACUUUGGUAUUGUUAUUGGCUUUGUAGGGCUGCGAGUGUGUAACUGCGACAUUUGUGGCGUAUCAUUGUCGGACAACAACAAUCUGAAGAAGCACAUUGAUACCGUUCACAAUGGUAUGUUUCAGUUAUCUGCAAGUUGUCGUCUCAACGUUUCGACAAAUUCUUCUCUGUGUCACCGCUUUUCUCCGUCCUGUUUCCCCAUAUUUCUGCAUGUUAUUGUAGCCUUGGGUAUUCCCUACAAGCCCUGUAAUUUUUGUAUUCGACUAUGCAGCACUGUAGCGGAUACAAUGACAGUGUCGUGACCACAACGGACCAAAAGAUAGUUGUAAAUACAUAGAUAAUUUGUAGCUCGAAUUUUUCUCAUUAAUUUCCUAUUCCCUUACAAUUUCUUCUUCGAAUUAUGUUUUUUGGGAUGCCCGUCUUCCAGUAUAUAUAUGUGGCUGAAUGAAGGCAAACAAGUCCGAAACAGUGCUGUAUCAAUCUACCCCCCAGACUCUGUCGUCUCUGUAGAUCAGAGGUGGUAUGCAUUUCGAGUUGACAUAAUGAAAAGUGGAAGAGGUUCUUCGGAAAAGUCGAGUUGUACUCGUGAAUUUUCGAGCUGGUGACACCAACCCGUCGUCAGACGAAAUGCAAACAAGAGAGAAAGUUAGGUUGUCACAGUAGACCAGUUGGCGUGAUAGGACAGACAGACAACUGGCGUGUGGGGGGGGGUCCAGAAGUUAUGGUAGGUAGGGGAUCAACUACCAACAUGCAGUUCAACUUAAGCACUUUCGGUCGAGGGAGGGAAGAGUAAGCAAGUGCUAUUAUGCCCCUCCCUGGCCCAAACGUUUCUGUCGCAGACGAAAAGAAAACCAACUACUAAUGGAAAGUUCAAGGCUGCUAAGUAAUAUCUGCUGAGCCUGAGGCUCCAGAGCGGUUUCUCGUCCGAAACUCGUUUCGCUGAAAAUCAAAACCUCUUUCUCGGACCGUCCAGACCAAUCUGACCUGUAUAAAAAAAUACCCAGCAUGCGGUGGAGGCGCUUUGGGAAGGCUCGGCAUUUAGUCGGUGCCCAUCGGCCGUCAGGUGGUAGAAUGUCAGGAAUCAAACUCUACGGUCACUAAAACAAUAUAAAACUACGUGUAGAAUAGGUAGACGCACAAAACCGCAUCCGUUGGGUAGCUUCACUCCUGGAACUAGAAGAACUUGCGAUUUGAGGGGGGCUUUCGUCGAACUCCGAUUUUGCGGGUCACAGACUGGGCAUACACGCUUUACCCUUUAAGGCCAUCUGCGCGCUCUUAGUCUGUCUGUAUUGUAAGACUUGUUGUUUUUAAAGGCAGGCGUGAAACAGGAUACUAAGGCCACUUCCACCAACAAGAAGCGUUAAGCAGGGUGUUAUUGUGUGCGGAAUGUCGGUCCUGAGUUGUUCAGUUGUUACGAUAUGUACCGACGACGACGAGGACGACUGAGCUUCGUCCUUUGCUCAGAGUAACAUUUGAGACAGAGUAACAUUACCCACUGUCUUUGUCGAUAAUGCAACUGCCUACGUUACGCUCCGCCGUGCGGUUGCUGGCUGGGCUUGGGAAAGCCUCAAGGCCCAACGGGACGAGUGAGUUCCGCAACACGAUCGGUAAGGGCCCUCAACCACUAUAUAUACAUAUAUAUGUAGAUGCUAAAGAUUCGAGGUCCAGACAUUGUAGCACGUUCAGCAUCUCCCGAAGAAGACGAAGAAGAAGAGGGGGGCAAUUCAUGGAUAAUAUUGUAUUCGAGCUGACAUUUCGGAAACCUCCGCGUUUCCAUCAUCAGAUUAGCGUACUUGUUCCUCCUGCCAGUCUUGACCGACGACGACGACUAAGCUUCGUCCUUUGCGACAGUUAGCUAGGAGAUAAUUGUCAGUCGAUCAACUCGUCGCACCUUAAAACGGCAUAGAUGUUACUUAUCAUCAGAUCGCCCUCAUCAGUAUGACUGGACGCAUAAAACUGACGUAAGGUCGACCACGGAAAAACACCGCUUUAAAACCACAUCAGUGUGCACAACAAACACCGCAGAUUUGCGUGCCACAGGCAGUGGAUGUAUCAAUGAGAAGUCGGUCAAACCGCACGCAGUGAAUGGGCAGGCUUUUUUCUCGAUCAAGGUUUUAUGCAAGAAAAUAGGAUUGACGCCAGGUUGGCAUACAAAUUGGUGUCACUUGCAGCAAAUCUCAGAGGGAAUACAAGAGGCAAGAGAAGAGAGACAAAAUACUGGGCCCCGACCCUUUGAGUCCAGACCAUGGAUUGACAGCAGUGCCCCUCGUGAUUCAUUUCGACCCCCGAAGCCGUCGGUGAUGAUGAUGAUGAUGAUGAUGAUGAUGAUGAUGAUGAUGAUGAUGAUGAUGAUGAUGAUGAUGAUGAUGAUGAUGAUGAUGAUGAUGAUGAUGAUGAUGAUGAAAAUUCACGGGUGCCCCGAGCGCUUUGCUCAGUUAACUGA
Messenger RNA from Spirometra erinaceieuropaei, 2843 nucleotides. The record is from the annotation of a GenBank genome assembly. NCBI's taxonomy places the organism in Eukaryota, Metazoa, Platyhelminthes, Cestoda, Diphyllobothriidea, Diphyllobothriidae.